This is a messenger RNA of Bombyx mori (domestic silkworm), 6750 nucleotides long. It is a transcript of the gene Usp8, whose product is annotated as ubiquitin carboxyl-terminal hydrolase 8. Gene Ontology annotation, molecular function: cysteine-type deubiquitinase activity. NCBI's taxonomy places the organism in Eukaryota, Metazoa, Arthropoda, Insecta, Lepidoptera, Bombycidae. The record is from RefSeq and is a predicted model, not a curated record. Gene Ontology annotation, biological process: protein deubiquitination. The transcript is spliced from 18 exons. The coding region runs from base 1667 to 4414 and encodes 915 amino acids.
UCAAAUCUAGUAUUAUAUUUUUAAUUAUUAUACAAACAUAUAUUUAAUGAAAUUAUAUAAAAUAAUAGCUAUACAAAUAUACACGUGUGGGGCGUGCAGAUUCAGAUUCACUGAUUUUUCCUACCCAUUCGCUGGUAGCCUAAAAAGCUAUUCCACCUACACGUGGACCUGAUUCCUCAACCUGAGAGAAUUUACUAACACUAGCCCUAGCAUGAACAACGCCACAAAAAGAGAGUUAUUGUGUCCCGCCGCUUUUCAUAGUAGCAUUCUGAUGCUUCCUAUAAGUACUUACGUAUCGGUUAUAUAUUUAAGUUGUUGUAAAGAUCGACAUUCCUUACGUACUACGGCACUCCGACGGGUAUCCUGCAGAAACGGGAUUGGAUGAUCUGAAGAGAGUUUAUGUGCAUGCAGGCCGCGUGAAUGAAUAUUAAACUUGCAUAAGUCAUGACGGGAUGAUUCACUCUGGAAGACCGUCUCUAAUAAAAUAAAUGUAAAAAAAAGCAAAAACAUACAACAUUUAAACCCAAUAGAGCUUAUUUUUUUAAUUAAAUUUCUAUUGUACAUUGUAAAUGAAAUAAUUAAUAAAAAAAAACGUGUGGCACUCGGGAACUGCCGCGGUAAAGCUUUUGCAUAGCAUUUUUUAUCAACUUAUGCAAUUAUAAUUAGACUAUGAUAAUUUAAUAUUAAAACGAUAAUAAAACAAGACCACGCUAUAUUAAACAUUAAUAAAAGGAAAACCGUAGCUGUCCCCUUCACACUCAUAAACUAGACCGCGCAAGAGAGAGAUGGGCAGACUUUUCAUGAUGCGCAUGCAGUGUGACGUCACGCCACGCGCUUAUUCACAAACACUACACAAGUGCAACGUGUGAAUGUGUUGAACGCGAGCUACAUGGUAGGCGGAGUGAGGGGUGUAAGGUUUUUUUCGUUACGGAAUUUCAUGAUUCGUUCGCCGCGCUCAAGGCCCGCGAUGAAAGCUAUGCAAUAGCUUAAAAGUUAAUAUUUUGAAAUAAUUAAAGUAUUGGUUUGGUACAAGUAUUCUGAGAUAAGGCUAAAGAUAUUGAAUUUAUUGUAUUGUAAAGCCACAGAAGUAAAGUAUACCAUAGACUGGAGAAGCCCUAUCCAACUAAGGUAUCAUGUUUAUCUGCUUUAUUUGUCCCACUAAGUGCUCAAGCAUGAACUUUAACAACUGAAACUGAAAAAAAUCUGCUGGACGAAAUUUCUCGGGCUCUUCCAAAAAGUCCACUAAUGCCACUGUAAGUAAAACCAUUUUACUGAGACUUCACUUCAUCCCAUUUCAUUAUCAUCAUUGAAUUUCAUCCCAAUCGAUUACAGUCAAAUAAAUCAACUUCACCUCAUUUCAUCCAUAUCAUUUUUCAUUUCAUAUUACUUAUCUGAAAAAUAAUUUAAAAAGAUAUGGCUGCAUGGUGUGAUUUCUUCGCCUUUACAGUGCGAAAAGUAAAACUACUCAACAACUGACAAAUGACAUUAGACUAAAACUGACAUUUUGUGACAGUUUGGCACAUAAAUCUAUUUUUUUGUUUGAAGCUGACAAUUUUCAACAAAAUAAUCAUAAAAUUUAUUUACCAAAUGUAGUGAAUAGUGAUAUUAGGAUCUUCAAUCAUACCGAAUCUGUAUCACAUACAGUGCAAGCGCAUCAAAACGGAGAAUGACGGAAACACGCCGUAAACAAUUGCACCUCGGGAAAUGCAUCGAAGAUCUGGACAAAUUACACAAUGUUCCAGAUUUGAAAACGAAACGAGCUAACCUGUCUUUGUUCAGGUUAUGCAAGACAGCACAGAAAUUGUUUGAAAGCGCCGAAGAAGCUCGGAAAAAUGGUGACGAGGAGUACUCCUACGUAUAUUACAUGAAAUAUUUGAGAGUCAUAGCCUAUCUGAGCAAAGAUAAGGAGUAUCUGAAGGAUAAGUCAUACUACAACAGCAUGCUGGGAGCUAAGAACCCUAACAAGGCUAUUGAUGCUGCUGAGAAACUAAAGAACAGUCUUAUAGACAGGUAUGCAAUGGAAUUGAAGCAGAAACGUCUAAAUGACAUAAAAGAGAAUGAGAUAUUCAAACAAAAGAUUGAGGAGAACAGAAAGAAGGCCAUUGAGGUCUCCAUCAAUGAGCCGCCUUCGACACCUGUCAACUUACCAGGUCCUGAUGAGGUGACCAUCAAAAGCGAACAACUCUAUUCAAUCUUGAAGGCCGGCAAGUUGAAGGUCAUGAUCCUUGAUGCAAGACCUGGGAAAGAUUACUUAGAAUCUCACAUCAGCUACCCGGCUUGUAUCAGUGUGCCCGAAGAAUGCAUAUCACCUGGUCAAUCAGCUAAUGUCCUAGAACAGAAUUUACCGGCAGCCUCCAGACCUGUCUGGAGUUCCCGGGCCUCGGCCGACCUCAUCGUGACUUUGGACUGGAGCUCCAGGGCCCCUAUACCGGGGACGCCGCUCCACUUGCUCAGGACCAUACUGCUCAAGUGGGACAUUAAAGUUCAGUACGCGAGACCGCCGCUCGCCCUCGAAGGCGGCUACGAGGACUGGCUGCUCAAGUACCCCGCGUCCACCACCAACCCGCAGGCGCAGCCGCCGCGCCCAGACGACUCCAUGGACGACAUGCUGGGAGACAUAGAGUACCCGAGCUGGGCGGAGCUGAGUCCGCCCGCCGCACCCCGCCGCGCGCCCGAGCCCGACCGCGCCACCAAGGCCGCCGCCGUGCUGGUGUACGACGAGCGCGCCCGCACCAUGCAGAAGAUCCUCGAGCAGCAGGAGGUCAUCGCCGACACCUCGCUCACCCUCGAGAUGCAGAGGAUCGAAGCUGAGCAGGACUGGGAGAAAGUUCGUUCGCAGCAGGAGACGGAACAACAAGACGACGUCAGAGCCAUGUACCAGCUCAGGGAGCAGGAGAUCAUCAGUCAGCUCAUGCAGCUGGAGAACAAGCAGUACGACAUGGAACAAGAGAACCAGAGUCUCCGCGAGCAGCUAGAGGAGUACCAGCGUCGGGAGCGGGACGAGGCCGCCCAGCUAGCCGAGACCAUCGCCAGCCAGGAGACCGAGGCCGACGCCGACGAGCGGGCCCGUGCGCGCACAGAGCUGGCCGCGCGCAUCGCCGCCGUGCGCCAGCAGCGGGCGCGCCUGGACCGCACGCGCGAGCAACUCGAGCAGCAACGGAAGCGGAAGCUGGCGGAGGCCAGGGAGAAGAAGAAGCCCGGGGAGGACAGGGAGGAUGACGGCGACGCAUACAUGGACGACAGCCCCGGGGCCGCCGCCCUCUCCCGCGCGCACUCCUCCCCAAACAUCGCCAAGAUGGAGGAGGAGGCUAGCGCCCCCCAGUUCGACCGCAGCACCAAGCCCGCGGCGCCCCCGCCCGCCGACCACGCGCACAGGGAUUUCCAGCCGGUCUGGGGGACUGUGGGUCGUGGGUUGACCGGCCUGAAGAACCUUGGGAACACUUGCUACAUGAACUCCAUUAUACAAUGUCUGAACAACACCGCCAUACUUGUCGCUUACUUCAGGAACGGGCAGUAUCUGGAGCACGUUAACAGGUCGGCGAGCACCCGCGGCGCCAUAGCAGAGGAAGUGGCGGCCGUGGUCAGGGCGCUGUGGUCGGGCCAGUACAGGUUCAUCGCUACCAGAGAUCUCAGGAACGAGGUCGGCAAGCAGCAGCGCGCCUUCCGGGGCUGCGAGCAGCAGGACUCGCACGAGUUCCUCACCAUCCUCAUGGACUGGCUGCACCUCGACCUGCAGUUCCGGGCCGACGCCCCCCCGCACAAGGACAGCCUCGCGCCCUCGGAGAAGGCUUGGUACGAGUACACCAAGUCUAAGGAGAGCCUCAUUCUGCGGCUGUUCUACGGCCAGAUCAAGUCGACGGUCCGGUGCACCGUCUGCUCCAAGCAGAGCGUCACCUACGAGUCCUUCUCCAACCUGUCGCUGGAGCUGCCGGCCAACGCCAACAGGUGCUCCUUAAGCGACUGCCUCAAGCUGUACCUGAGCGGCGAGACCAUCCCGGGCUGGAACUGCCCCAACUGCAAGGACAAGCGCGACGCCGUCAAGAAGCUCGACAUCUCCAAGCUGCCGCCCGUGCUGGUCAUCCACUUCAAGAGGUUCUACGUGGACCCCAAGGAGUACCAGGCGAACGCGUACAGGAAGAAGCAGACCUACAUCGACUUCCCGCUGGAGGGGCUGGACAUGCGGCAGGUCGCCCCGGCCUGCCCCGGCGCCGCCGCCUACGAGCUGUACGCCGUGUCCAACCACUACGGCUCCAUGGAAGGCGGCCACUACACCGCCUACUGCAAGAGCAGCCUCUACGGGAAGUGGUACAAGUACGACGACCACGUGGUCACCGAGAUCCCCGCCAGCGACGUCAAGUCCAGCGCCGCCUACAUCCUGUUCUACUCGUCCUGCGGGCCCGCGCGCGCCUCGUGAUCCCCCGCCCCCCGACACCCCGCGCGCGCCUCGUGAUCCCCCGCCCCCCACCACCCCGCGCGCGCCUCGUGAUCCCCCGCCCCCCAACACCCCGCACGGACCGGCUGAUGACGUCACGCGAGUUACAGUCCAGUGCCGGAUAGAUCGUUACUAGUUUCCUUGUUUAGAUUUAUGUACAUUGUACGUUGUAAUUAUCACUUUUUUUAAUUCAUACAUCAUAAACGCGAAGCAACUGAGUUUUAUACAUUCUAAUUAUAGAUUCGGACGUUGAUGUUGUGUGAUCAGUAGCACAGGGUUGCCAGUUAAUGUUAAGUAAUGAAAAGCUAAAUAAUUAAUUAAAAUCAUCUUAGUAAACUAUGUUCAUGAAAGCUUAGGGAUGGCAACGUCUUAGCAACACGUGGUGGCACACUGGUCUCUGGUCGCGCCACCGGGGACCAGUGCUGCUGGGUGCAACUCCUGCGGCAGGCACCACCGGGUCUCGACAGCUCCGACAGUGACCACAAAUUUCCCCAUAUCAAUUUUCAGUUGCGUCGCGUCGACAUAGCAAUCAAAAUCCAUACAGCCAUAUUACUUCGACAGUGGUACAAGUCACGACUCGCACAGAAAGUAUCCCAUCCCUAUCUCGAGUGUCUCAGUUUGCUAAAAACUAUGGCUCCCUCCCUGGCUAGCGGCCCACGGACACCAUGACACCAUUAACGAUGAAUUCGUCAAGUCACGAAAAACUAGGUAUAUGGCGCCCCUAGCGGCAAACGUAGAGAAACGUUCCAAACCUCAUACAAAUUUGAGUUAACUUUUACGCUAUCGAGAACGUUAAAAAACUCGCACUAAGCACACUGAUAUUUGUGUUUGGAGUAUAACAUUGCGGUUAUUGACCCUUGAAUGUUGUACACGUUACAUUGCUGGCCAAAUAUUAAAUGGAAAAAAAUUAAACAUUCCACCCUUCAAUAAAAAAUCAUGUUCGUUCCUAGUGUCGGCGAUGUACUCACAGAACAAGCGAGCAUAAGCCAGAUCCAAAAUAAGUUUACUAAAUGAAUAUUUAUUUGCGUUGGUAUGAACAUAGACCGCCCUGGCACUGUAGACCUGCUGUCCGUGAGCAACAGCGUGCGGGCGACCUGUCCCGGACUGCGUGCAGUUACAAAUACAGCUAGACUUCUCCCACUGUCGAGGAAUUCAACCGCAUGUGUCCAUCAAAACUAGGGUGCGACAGUCUCCUAAAAAUUCGAUGAUUAAUGAAAACACAUGAUACAAUAUAUGUAUUUUUAAAUUCUUGAAUACAACUGUCUGCGCGCUAAAAUUCUAAAAACAUUCUAAUUUUAAUAUUCGUUGUGAUUAUAAUUAAUUUAUUUAAUAAAUUUAUAUGAUGGUAUUAUCGUAGUGUAGCUUUUUUAAACCAGUUAAUAAUAUUAUGAGACUUGUGUUUGGGCGUGUCCCUGAAGUGCCCACGGGCCGCGUCACGCGUCGCGUGGACCUCUGCGUGAACACGUGGUCCCAUAGCCGCCGACCCCUGGGUACUCCCCCGGCCUCCAUUCAAAGUAAAUAAAAAAGACAUGUUGUAAUAAAUAGUCUUUGUAAAAGUACCCACAAAUUUUAAAUAAUUAUCUGUUCAAAGAAAGUAGUUCAUUCGUACUAUUUGAUGUGUUGUUUCAGACACCUUAUCUGUGUAUCGACUACGCACGAAGUAUACUUAAAAUGUCAUGUUUGUUAAAUUUACUUUUUAUUUUGUUAUGAUAAAUAUAAAAGAUCAAAUGAACCGAUCGGUUCGUUUUCUAAGACUCGUGAAUACAUUUGAUGAGAACUCCGACAAGUCUGGGUUCAAGUUUAAGUAACGAAUGUACAGAGACAGGCCCUAUUGUUUCUUUUAAAAGGAUAUUCGAAGGCCGCGUGCACACGAUUGUGUGUGUGAGUGUCACAUUUAACUUUAACGCGCUUAUUGUGUACGGUCACCUGUAAAGAGUAUUCUGAAAUAGUGCCAAUAAUGUACAUAGACCACACCUUCCUCGUGUCUACAAGUCUCCAGUCGUAGACAGUAUUAGGCCACUGGACCGGGUUCCUUUAACCAAUUACGUAUUUAGCUGAAAUAAAAUCGAAUCCUACUUAAGUAUUACGUGCUCGUCUUACGUUCGAGAUCAUAGUAUAAUUGAUUGAACGAAAAUUUAGUGCCUAAAAUGAAAAAUUACACUGAAUUGAUUUUCGUUCCCCAGAUUUUGUGAAUGUGUUUCAUAUUUUGUAUGUGUAUUUAUAACUAUUCUGUACACUUGUAAAUAAAGUACACAUUAUAAUGAUAUGUAUGUCUUUAAUAUUGUAAGACAGUUUAUUAAAUUCUUUGUUGAUAUAAA